CGCCCGAGCUCCCGGCAUCCCCCGCCUCGCAGGUCACGUGGCUCCGCCCGCCCCGCACCAGCCGGGCGACCGGCCACCCCCGGGCGGGGUUCGCGGGGCUCCACCCGCCCCUGGCCACGCACCGCAGUGCUCGCGGCUCGGCUGCCCCGGCGCCCCCGACAGCUGCCCGCGAGGUGACUAUGGAGGCUGGUGGGCUGCCCCUGGAGCUGUGGCGCAUGAUUUUGGGCUACUUGCACCUUCCGGACCUGGGCCGUUGCAGCCUGGUGUGCAGGGCCUGGCACGAGCUGAUCCUCAGUCUCGACAGCACCCGCUGGAGGCAGCUGUGUCUGGGCUGCCCCGAGUGCCGCCACCCCAACUGGCCCAACCAGCCUGAUGUGGAGCCCGAGUCGUGGAGGGAGGCCUUCAAGCAGCAUUACCUUGCCUCCAAGACCUGGGCCAAGAAUGCCUUGGACUUGGAGUCCUCCGUCUGCUUUUCCCUGUUUCGCCGAAGGCGGGAGCGGCGUACCCUCAGUGUUGGGCCAGGCCAUGAGUUUGACAGCCUGGGCAGUGCCUUGGCCAUGGCCAGCCUGUAUGACCGGAUCGUACUGUUCCCGGGUGUGUACGAGGAGCAAGGAGAGAUCAUCCUGAAGGUGCCUGUGGAGAUUGUAGGUCACGGGAAGCUGGGCGAAGUGGCCCUGCUGGCCAGCAUUGACCAGCACUGCUCCACCACACGCCUGUGCAACCUGGUCUGCAUGCCUGCCUGGUUCUCCCCCUUCAUGUUUAAGACCUCAUCGGGUCACGUCCAGUUUGACAACUGCAACUUUGAGAAUGGUCACAUCCAGGUCCACGGCCCAGGCACUUGCCAAGUGAAGUUUUGUACCUUCAAAAACACCCAUGUCUUCUUGCACAACGUGCCCCUGUGUGUUCUGGAAAGUUGUGAGUUUGUGGGCAGCGAGAACAACUCUGUGACGGUUGAGGGCCACCCGUCGGCAGACAAGAACUGGGCCUACAAGUAUCUGCUGGGGCUCAUCAAGUCCUCUCCCAGCUUGCUCCCCACAGAGGACUCUGACGCUUUGCUGUCCCUGGACCUGGAGAGCAGGGACCAGGCCUGGAGCCCAAGGACUUGCGAUAUUGUGAUCGAGGGCAGCCAGAGCCCAACCAGCCCAGCCUCUAGCUCCCCAAAGCCCGGCUCCAAGGCUAGCUCACAAGAGACAGAGGUGGGCAGCGAUGGGGAGCGGGUGGCCCAGACCCCAGACAGUAGCGAUGGAGGCCUGAGUCCCAGUGGUGAGGAAGAGGAUGAGGACCAGCUCACAUACAGGCUAUCUUACCAAAUCCAGGGCCCACGCCCUGUCCUGGGGGGCUCCUUCCUGGGCCCGCCACUACCAGGAGCAUCCAUUCAGCUGCCCAGCUGCUUAGUGCUGAACUCCUUGCGGCAGGAGCUGCAGAAGGACAAAGAGGCCAUGGCACUGGCCAGCUCCGUGCAGGGCUGCCUCAUCCGCAAGUGCCUCUUCCGGGAUGGAAAGGGAGGUGUCUUCGUGUGUUCCUACGGCCGAGCCAAGAUGGAAGGCAACAUCUUCCGUAACCUGACUUAUGCAGUGCGGUGUAUACACAAUAGCAAGAUCGUCAUGCUCAGGAACGACAUUCACCGCUGCAGGGCGUCAGGCAUCUUCCUGCGCUUGGAAGGCGGAGGUUUGAUUGCCGGCAACAAUAUCUACCACAACGCAGAGGCUGGUGUAGACAUCCGGAAAAAGUCCAACCCACUCAUCCUGUGUAACCAGAUCCAUCAUGGCCUUCGCUCUGGAAUAGUUGUCCUUGGCAAUGGGAAAGGUGUCAUCCGGAACAAUCAGAUCUUUUCCAACAAGGAGGCUGGUAUUUAUAUCCUGUACCACGGGAAUCCAGUUGUGAGUGGGAACCACAUCUUCAAGGGCCGUGCAGCGGGCAUAGCAGUGAAUGAGAAUGGCAAAGGUCUCAUCACAGAGAACGUCAUCCGGGAGAAUCAGUGGGGAGGUGUGGACAUCCGACGCGGAGGUGUCCCAGUGCUCAGGAGCAACCUCAUCUGCUUUGGCUACUCAGAUGGGAUCGUCGUGGGAGAUGAAGGCAAAGGGCUGAUAGAAGGAAACACCAUCUAUGCUAAUAAGGGCUGUGGUGUGUGGAUGAUGUCAUCCAGCCUGCCCCAUGUCACCAGCAACCAUGUCAGCUACAAUGGCCUAUAUGGAGUGGCAGUGUUCAGCCAGAAAGACGGCUCCAGUGACUUCCCUGGAGGCCAUGGGGCCCAGGAGAACUUCAGUGAGGAUGGGGACGCCAUCCUCUGGGAGACGGAGUUGGAGAAGGACGACGAUCCACUGCGCCGGCCCGUCACCACCACCCUGGUUGAGUCGAACAGUAUUAACCACAAUGGAGCCUCAGGACUCUAUGUCCAGAGCAGCGAGGCGCUGCAAGUCAUCACCAACGUGAUCCAUGCUAACGGGGACCGAGGCAUCACUGUGGCCCAGAGCAGCCAGCUCACCCGCGUGGCCAACAACAGCAUCUCCUGCAACCGUCAGAGUGGCGUCAAGGUGGAGGCCCCGUGCAAGGUGGAGCUCCGGGGCAAUGGGAUCUAUGACAACAGGGGCCACGGCGUCAUCACCAAGGGUGACAGCACAGUUGUCAUCGAAAAUGACAUCAUUGGCAACCGGGGCAGUGGGCUACAGCUGCUGCCCAGCUCUGACACUAAGGUAAUAAAGAACCGAAUCCAUUCGUUCCGGGCCUAUGGCAUUGCCGUGAGGGGCCGCGCCAAGGCCUUGGUGCAAGAAAACGUCAUCUUCCAGGGCAAGACCAACAAAACCAUCUUUCAGCAGAUUUCAAACAACCAAGAAUGCAUCAUGCAAAACAACAAGUUCUUGGUCUUCAAGAAAAAGUCUGAUACAUGGCGCCUAGUGAACCCCCCAGCACGGCCUCACCUGGAAAACUCUCUCCGUGGCCCCUCUGUAGCCCACAGUGGGCAGAAGGUGGCGGCCAUGGCCACCAGGAUCACAGCCCGUGUGGAAGGUGGUUACCACAGCAACCGAAGCAUCUUCUGCACCAUCCUGUAAGGGUGGAGCUCCUUGAGGAGGAGCAGUCCAGGGAUAGUCCAGAGGCUUGAGAAGCCACAACCCCGUGUUGUGCUGACAGACUCAGACUUUGACGGGUACUCAGCCAAGUUGGGGCAAGGCCUUUGGGAUGGAGCGGUGCCCUCUGUCCUCUUACAACCCAAGAAAACAGGCUCUCAGGCUUCCUGGGGGCGGGGGGGGGGGGUAAGAACAAAGUACCUUGAAAACCCUUUGGCUCCACAACUGUCAGCAGAAAGGACCUUGGAAGUGAUUGUCAAGGAGGAAAAAAAAAGAAUAGAAGUUGGUGAGUUUUUAAUCACUCGAGGUCUGGUGGACCUUGUGAAGAGCUGGGGAGAAUCUGUGGUGAAGCCUGGGUCUGGGUUUUGUUUGAGUUCCAGGGCACUGCGGUUCACACGCACCACACCCAGACUCUCCUCAGGUAAGAAAGAGCAGACAUGCUCUCGAGGAAGGGCAGAGAGGUGGGAAGAGACGGCUACUCCCAAAUGUUCAGCUCUAGACCUCUCCAGACCUCUCCACUGACACCACCACACCCUCCCAGCUGCUUGUGGAGGGCUGAGAAGUUGAGUCUGGUUUCCUUGAGGACAGAGUUUUCUGAAAUGUGGAUGUGAACCUGUGAAGAAAGGAAGGAAGCUGUGACAAGAAAUGUGCCUUGAACGGCGGCCCCAGGGCUGACGAGGGACAUGCUCAAAGUACAGGGGCCCGUGGAGGCUUCCUGGGAGCGGCUGAGCUGUGCAGGGUGCACACAGCUCCACUCUGACCCUCUCGAAGCUCCCAGACUCAGGAGGACACUCACUCCACACCUGCUACCAGGACUCAGAUCCCCCUGGGCACACCCACACCAGCUGCCCCUCUGGGGGCACCAGACUGGUGGGGACAGAGGUACCUGGGGGCCCUCAUUGGUGUCCGUGGAUACCCACCUGCCUUUACUGGCCCUACCAUGGUUUCCCACUCUGUGCCUUGGCUCACGCUCUCCCCUCCCCUUGGCAUGACCUCUGGCCAUCUGCACAUGCCCAAGCCACACCCUCUCUCCCAGGUCCAGCUGCCACACUGCCAUGUCCAUGCCACACCUCCCCUCCCCCAGGUGGCAAUGCUCUCCCCUCUCUGAGCCUCCUCUGCCCCUUCUCUUCCCCAUCUCAGGUACUAAGCACUUUCUGCCUUGCUUUACAGUUCUCCAGGUCCACCUCUGCCCCACUCACCUGCCUGGGAGCUGAGGGUUGGACCACAUCUCACAGACUGUCUCCACUAGCCAGCCCAGGGCAGGAGCAGGGUUGACCUGGACAAGGAGAGGAACAGCAGCUCCCAAGGGCUUUUCUGAAUUGUACUGUGAAUGUGUCAAGGUUCCAGAGCCAGGCGGUCUCACACCCAACUGUUUGAGGAAGGAGGCUGGAUGCAGGACCAGCUCCCUUCCCACUCGACUGUUCAUGUGGGGCCUUCGCCAGCCUGUAGGGGUCGCUGUUGCGCACGCUGCGGAUAGCUUCCCAGGCUGGCUGCUAAGGUCCUGGGUGCUGCUCUGUGGGUGGGAGGGGACGGAGGGAACCUGGAGCAUUUUGGGCGCAAGAGCACCGGCCCCCUCCCAUCCCCAGCACUGUCUUUUGCACUUCUCUAAUGGCCUCGUUGUGAAUCGCUGUAAAAAUGCUGCCUUUAUAAUUUUGUAAAGAAAUGACUUCCUGUGACUCAAACGCUUAUGGGAAUCUCAGCAAUCAAAAUAAAAGUUCUCUAUUUUAAAAGAGGCAGUUUGGGGAGGC
This is a messenger RNA of Erinaceus europaeus (western European hedgehog), 4813 nucleotides long. RefSeq names its product F-box protein 10 (gene FBXO10). The transcript is spliced from 11 exons. Gene Ontology annotation, molecular function: protein binding. The record is from RefSeq and is a predicted model, not a curated record. Lineage: Eukaryota; Metazoa; Chordata; Mammalia; Eulipotyphla; Erinaceidae. The coding region runs from base 180 to 3050 and encodes 956 amino acids. Gene Ontology annotation, biological process: protein ubiquitination; regulation of apoptotic process; ubiquitin-dependent protein catabolic process.